GUGGAAGGUGAUGUUCAAACGCACUCCAUCCGCCUCUCGUGAUUCAUUUUUGUAAAAUACUCUCACACUACAAGGUUUAUUUUCAAGACAACUGUGUGAGGUUGUAAGUUUCAGGAGGAACAAAUUGCAAGGAAUUUAAGUGAAGAACCAAUCCCAGCAGAUGGUUUAGAAGAAGGAAGUCAAGAUUCAGACUCAGUGUCAGUAAUGGAGCAGCCUGUGUCACCAUUGUCUCAAAAUGCUCCAAAAUUAGAAGCACUAACUGAAAAAAUAUUGGAUGAGGAAACUGGUCCAGUUGAGAAAAUCAGCCCAGUUGAGGAAACUGGCCUAAUUGAGGAGACCUGUCCUGUUGAGGACACUGGCCCAGUUGAGGAAAUCAUCCCAUUUGAGAAAAGUGGUCCAGUUGAGGAAACUGGCCUAAUUGAGGACACUGGUCCAGUCGAGGACACUGGCCCAGUUGAGGAAAUCAGCCCAUUUGAGGAAAGUAGUCCAGUUGAGGACACUGGCCUAAUUGAGGACACUGGUCCAGUCGAGGACACUGGCCCAGUUGAGGAAAUCAGCCCAUUUGAGGAAAGUGGUCCAGUUGAGGAAACUGGCUUAAUUGGGUUAACCAGUCCAGUUGAGGACACCUGCCCAGUUGAGGAAAUCAGCCCAGUUGAGGAAAUUGGCCCAGUCGAGGAAACUAACCCAAUAGAGGAAACUGGCCCAAUAGAGGAGACCGGCCCAGUUAAAGUAAUCAGCCCAUUUGAGGAAAUCAGCCCAGUUGUGGGAACUGGCACCAGCCUAACUAAGGAAACUGGCUUAGUUGUUGAAACAGGCCCAGUUGAGGAAAUCAGCCCAUUUGAGAAAUUUGGCCCUGUUGAAGACACCAGCAAAGUUGAGGAAACUGACCUAGAUGUAGAAACCAAUUCAGUUGAGGAAACCAUCCCAUUUGAGAAAAUUGGCGCAGUUAACGAUACUAGCCAGUUUGAAAAAAUCUGCCCAGUUGAGGAAACCAGCCUAGUUGUGGAAAGAGGCCCAGUUGAGGAAAUUGGCCCAUUUGAGGAGACUGGCCAAGUUGAGGAAAUUGGCCCAUUUGAGGAGACUGGCCCAGUUGAGGAAAUUGGCCCGGUUGAAGAGCUAAAACAACAAAAUCCUGACUCUGUGUCAUUAAUGGAGAGGCCCGUGUCAACACUGUCUCGUAUGGAACCAGAAGGACAAGCCGAGAGAAACCAGGAAACUACCCACGUUACUGGGUUAAUGGAAGAGAAGAGGAUUCCAGACUCUGUAUCAAUAAUGGAGAGGCCUGUGUCAACAUUUUCUCGGACUGUCAGUAUGGAACCAGUUGAGGAAGAGGACGAGGAUCAGGAAGGUGAAGGUUUAAGACCGGAGGAGGGUGAAGCCGCGUAUCACGACCAAGGGAAGCGAUUAGGAACUUCAUUUGGUGAGCGACCAGGGACUCGAGGUUCAGCCUUGGCAGGAGAGGGUCCACUGCCGAGGGGAAUGUCCAUGGCUGAUCGUCCAGGUUCCCGAUCUAUGGCAAUGGAGAGACCAGAUACCCGCCAGACAUCGUCAUACGGUGACCGGACAUCGAGACAGGGUGAUGGGAACAGCAGACCGACAACAUCAGGUCGUCCCAUCACAGCCCGUCCAAUUAGUGCAGCACUGCGAAAUGCACCUGGAACGGCAUCUAGACUCCUUUCUACCGCUAGUGUACAGCGCCCAGGAGCAAGGACUGGGGUAGCCACUGGUAUAGGGUUUAAUACACCAAUCAACGUGGUGGACAGACCCAUCACCCAGCAAGGACUUAGUGGCAUGAAAACAUCAUCACGUGGACCUCAGAGGCAGGUUCAGGACAAGAGCUACUUCAUGGGCCAGCUACGCACCAAGAUCACGGACCUGGGCACAGAGAUCACACACCUCAGCACAGAGAUUGACAAGAUGAAGCAGGAACAAUCCACCUUCCUCACGUAUGACAAGCGCGUCAAGGAAAUGGCCCAGGAACUCACAGAGCUUCAGGGAACGUUAGGAGAUUACAACCUGCUGGUGGACCUCUUAAACACGGACACCGAACAAAUUGAGAUUGAUGAGGAGAUCAAGGGCCUGAAGGAUACCAACAAGGAGGAAGCAGACAAGCUUGACUCUCUUUUCUCACACAAGCAGGAUCUUGAGUCCAUGAUGAGGCAGCUGGAAGUUGAUAUAGAAGAGGAAAGGCACAUGGGUGAGAGUCUGUUGGAGGCGAUGCAGCCAAACCUACGACAGAAAUACUUUGAUCUGCGGCAGACCAAUACCACCCUCCUUCAGCAGCUUGACCAAAUGCAGCUGGAGUUAGAUGCCCUUGAUAACAGGAAAGCUGGAUUAGAAGAUGAGCUGGCUCUAUCAAAGGUGAAGCAGGAAGCUGUGGGCUUAUAUGAAAAGCUUCAGGACCUGGAGGAGAAAAAAGCCGAAAUUAUCAAUGAGAAUCAAAAAAGAGGAACACCUAAAGAAGAGAGAGAGAGGCUCUUGCUUCAGGUUAAAGAAGACAAUGCAGAGAUUGCAACAAUGGAACGUCAGAUUGGAGAAGUUCAAGAUCAAAUACGCAGAGUCCAGGAAGAACUUCAGCAGUUGGAUCAGGAUUUAGAAGAAAACCAGAGUGAGAGAAGCCAGAAAUACAGAGAACUAAGGAAACGUGAGGAGACAAUGGAACAGUUUUUGGCCACUUUUGAUAAGAAUAAACAAGAAGAGGUACAGCGACUGGAUAAUCUGGAAAAGAACAAUGUUGCAUUACUUGAAAAGCUAUCCCGCAAUCUGGCUCAUUUCAAUCACCUCCCUAGUACACGUGACUUUGACAUUAUGCAGUCUGACUUGGCUUUCAAGGAAGGAGAGUUAGAGAAAUCGAAAUACACAGAGCAAGGACUGAAGCAGGAACACCUGAAUUUGCAGUCCAAUCUACAAAAGAUUGAAGCAUUGGAAUUAAAGAUUCAAAAGGAGAUGGUAGAACUGAAGGAAAAAUUAGGUAAGAUGGAAAAGGAGAUGGUUGAGUUCUCUGACUUGAAUGGCCUAAGAACGAGAGCUGAGGAGAAGCGAAGGAACUUAGCUGAUGAGAAAGAGCAGCUGGAUGAGAGGAAGGGUGCGGUGACUCAGAAUCUCCAUGAGAUUGAGAGUACUGUCAAAUCACUUAAGAAACAACUUAAUGAAAAUGAAACCUACACUCAGCUAACAAAUCUUGAGAAGAAAUGGGCACAUUUUGAGCAAUCAAACUUCACUCUCCAGGAAUUUGUAGCACAGAGAAGAGCAGAGUCGAAUUUCCUGCCUCUCCAGAAUCAGGCUAUGAAACUUGUCCAGGAGUAUAACAAGGUACUGCAGGAUGUAGUGCAGAGUGGCACCAUCAUGUAAUGAACAUGUUCCUGCAAAUGGUAUAAAGUGUGUAGGGAUCCCAUUUCUACCUGCCAGAGAGAAGACAUUAUGUAGCUCGUUUGAUCCAAUUCAAAAUUGAGAAUGCCUUGGGUGAUUUUAACUACACUAUACUAGUUCUAAAGUGUAUUACAAUAAAAAUAUUCUGUUUCCAUUUCUUGUAGUUUUUGGACUGCAUAGAAACUGUAUAUUCAAAAGUGUAUCUUUCACUAUGCUUAUUAUUACCACAUAAAAAUCUUCAGUGGCCAUUUUUUGUUAUAAUCAAUGCACCUAAAUAAAUUAUAUUCAUAACAAUAGGUUUUCUUCCUUUAUUGAUUGUGGGAAUGCCAAAUAAUAAUGGAUUAGAUAAGAUGCAUUAAGUAUAUUUUUGUAAAGCAUGGUAACUAAAGAAAGAAAGAAAGAAAUUGUUUUUUUUAAUAUAAUGAAAUAUCAAAUAAUUUUUGAGUGAAUAUAGUCAUUGUAUAUACUUAUGUUUUGUCAUCAUUCAUGUUUAUAAAGUUUUAUCACUAUCAUCUUUUUAGAUUUUUUUAUCAUAUAUAUAUAUAUAUAUAAAUAUAAAUCUGCACAUAUAUAUCUAUACAUAUAUGUAUAUAUAUAU
Molecule: messenger RNA, 3967 nt
Organism: Penaeus chinensis
Lineage: Eukaryota; Metazoa; Arthropoda; Malacostraca; Decapoda; Penaeidae
Product: intraflagellar transport protein 74 homolog
Exons: 21
Coding region: 205-3351 (1048 amino acids)
Biological process (GO): cilium assembly; intraciliary transport involved in cilium assembly
Cellular component (GO): intraciliary transport particle B; centrosome; cilium
Molecular function (GO): beta-tubulin binding
Source: RefSeq, a predicted model, not a curated record